This is a messenger RNA of Chelonus insularis, 3281 nucleotides long. Its product is annotated as hook microtubule tethering protein. Bases 720 to 2813 code for a protein of 697 amino acids. Gene Ontology annotation, molecular function: microtubule binding; dynein light intermediate chain binding. NCBI's taxonomy places the organism in Eukaryota, Metazoa, Arthropoda, Insecta, Hymenoptera, Braconidae. The record is from RefSeq and is a predicted model, not a curated record. The transcript has a single exon. Gene Ontology annotation, cellular component: cytoplasm; centrosome. Gene Ontology annotation, biological process: cytoplasmic microtubule organization; cytoskeleton-dependent intracellular transport.
UAGAAAUAACAAUAAUCAUCAAAAAAUUUUAUUGUAAUGUUUGAACUUUUAAGUGUGUUUGAGUCUUACGCUAAGAAUUAAAAUUCCAAAUUAUUUAUUGUGACAUCGAAAAGUUUUUUAUGCAAAAAUGACCGUCAAACCAGCUGUCAUACAGUACCGGAUAUUAUUAUUAUAUUCAGCUCCCAACUUCGGAGCCACUGGCGCUACGGUACUAUUGGAGCACCAUUCUGGCCAACAGUACCGGAUAUAAAUGCUGUUCAAUUCUUAAAAAAUUUUUUAAAGGUUAUACAGGUGAUUUCCCUAUACCGUCCUAUAGAAAAUCACACAGCAUUUAUGUCCAGUAGUGUAUGUGCAUACAUGUGUAUACAUGUAUAUCGACUAUAGUUUGACUAUGUAAAACUACAUAUAUAUCCAAUUUUGACAAUAUGGGAUUAUGUUAUUCAACUAAACCAUUAAAAUUUUCGAGACACUUUUUGCUCAGUGAAAUUAUGUAUAAAGACUAAAUAAAAUCAUGAUACAAAAACAAAGUUAAAGUGAAUAUAUUGAAUGAGAAACAUUGCAUUGAAGAAUAUUGAUAACAAUAUUUUUUUCAAGUUAUUUCACUAUAAGUUUAUGAUGUUUUUUUAUUUACAAAGCAUCUAAACGUUCUAAAAUUAAUUUUAAAAAAAAAUUAUACUAUACUAUUUUCUAUAUAGUAUAUUAAUUACUGUUAAAUUAAAAUGAGUGACAAUCAAAUUGAUAGUUUUAUCAAGUGGUUAAGCACAUUUGAUUUAAAAGCUCCAUAUGCAACAAUAGAAGCUAUUAGUGAUGGUGUUGCAAUUUCAGAAGUUUUACAACAAAUUUCUCCAGAAUGGUUCACAGAUACUUGGAAAUCUAAGAUUAAAACGAAUGUUGGGUCGAAUUGGCGGUUGAGAGUUAGCAAUUUAAAAAAAAUAGUGGAAGCUGUAAUGGAAUAUUACAGCGAAUGUCUGAAUCAACCAUUAGUUAACUUUAUUAAACCUGAUGCCUCUAAAAUUGGGGAACAGUAUGACAGCAAUGAACUACGUAAAUUGUUACAAUUAGUUCUUGGCUGUGCAAUAAAUUGCAGCAAUAAACAACAAUAUAUUACUUCAAUUAUGCAAAUGGAAGAAACAGUACAACAAACGAUAAUGCAAAAUAUUCAAGAAUUGGAAGGUGAUAUGCACGGAUCUCGUAUUAGCCUUGGCGUAAGUUUAAAUUUAGAUACCACUGACACAAGUUGUGGAUCUCAUCAAAAGUUAAUAUCUGAUUUACAAUUACUAACAGAACAAAAAGAACAAUUAGAGCAAAAAUGUUAUGAUCUUAAUCAACAACUAUUAGUUACUCGUGAAGAAAAAAAUUUACUUGUUUCAGAAAAUAAAAAAUUACAAAAACGUCUUGAAGAAUCUGAAAAUACUGACGAGUCAAUUCCUAGCUUACGAUAUUCAGGAUUACGAAAGCAGAUAAAAAGUUUAAAAGAAGAAAUUUUCAAAAUUGAAACAUCAAGAGAUGAUUAUAAACUAAAAGUUGAAUUAUUAGAAAAAGAAUUUUCUGAUUUACAACUAAAAUAUGAUGAACUUCAAAAAAUAGCUGAAAAAGCUAAUGACUUAAAAGAUGAAGUAGAUGCACUCCGUGAGACAGCAGAUAAAGUAACCAAAUAUGAAUUAACAAUCGAGUCAUAUAAAAAAAAAAUGGAAGAUUUAGUAGAUCUCAGACGUCAAGUAAAAAUAUUGGAAGAUAAAAACAUUGAAUACGCUGAAUUAAAAAAAGAAUAUGAAGAAGAAAUUAAGAAAGGUUUGGUAAUAAAAAAUCACAUGGAAUUAUGUAAACAUCAAUUACUUGAAUGUCAUAAAAAAUUGGAAGAACAAGUCAGUAAUAAUGAUAAACUUGAUUUAGAAAUUAAAAAAUUACAAAUAAAAUUAAAUUUAGUAGAAAGAGAAAAAGAACGAUUAAUUGUAGAAAGAGAUACUUUGAGAGAGACAAAUGAUGAAUUAAAGUGCUCACAGUUACAGCCUAUUGAUAACGUGACAUCUUUAACUAUGCAUACUAAUUCAACUCCUGAAUUGUUAGCAAGAGACAUGAAAGACUUAUUUCAUCUGAAAAAUGAAAAUAAAGAUUUCAAGGUUGAAACACUUAAUGAUCAAGAGAAAUUAACGUCAAGACCAUUGUACUCCAAUGAUUGUGUGUCCCCGUUGUACGGAUUUCAAGAUAAAAUUAAGAAAGAAACUAAAAAUUGUGAUGACACAGAUAAUAAAAUAGAUAAAUAUAGUGAUGAUCACAAUGAUACCAAUAAUAUAGAUAAUAAUAUACGCCAGCAACUGUUAUUACAGAAUAAAGCAUUAAAAACAUGUCGAAUGGAACAAGAGCAAUUAAUUUUACAAUUAGAUGAAAAAGAAACUAUACUACAAACUCAAAAGCAAAAAAUAUCAGCUCUUCAAGAGGCACUUUCUCGAAAAGAAUCUGAAAAUAUUGUAUUAGAAGAACGAUAUAAAAAAUGCAUUGAUAAAGCGAAAAAUGUUAUAAGAAGUUUGGAUCCAAAACAAAAUAACUCAUGUGAAAUGAUGUUAUUAAGAAACCAAAUUACAGAAAAACAAAAAACAAUCGAACAAAUAAAACAGUCGUUACAAGAAUAUAAGUUAUUUCAUGAAAUGGAAGAAAGGUUAAUGAUAUCAGCUUUUUAUAAUUUAGGUUUUAAUAAUCAACGGAAAAUAAUUGAUCAGCGACUUCAUCAUUUUAAUACUGAACAAGGGAAUUUUUUAUUUCGACAGCGACAAGUUCAAUGUGAUGUGAGCAAUUCACUUUAUAAAUUUAAAUGAUAUGCUGUAAUUAUUCAUCCUUCUUUUUUAACUAUUAUGCUUUUAAUUUAAAUUUAAUCUUUAUUUUAAUUCAUUUUAUAUAUGAAUAGUCAGGAAAAUUCUUUUCUAAAAUGAAAUGUCAAUUUAAUUUAAUUUAUUCAUUUAUUCAAACAAUGUUUUUAUUACGUUCUUCAUAAAAAUUCAAUCAUUAUGAGAUAAAUUUUUUGUAAAUAUUGUUUAAAAAUUGAAAAUAUAUUACUAUUUAACUUUAAAUUGAUAAAAUUUUUGUGUAAUAAAUCUAAUACGAAUUACACAAAUGAUAAAGCAAUAAUAAAAGUCGUGUACGAAGCAUCUAAUCUGAGUAUUAUUGAAAUAAUAGGAAGCAUGUGCUAUUUCAACCCAUUCUAGAAUAUCUACUUGCAUGAUUAUUGUUAUACUUAUUACAUUCAAAUCUCUGUAAUAUAUGUAAUAAACAUUAAUAAUAUAACA